Molecule: messenger RNA, 3132 nt
Organism: Nicotiana tabacum (common tobacco)
Lineage: Eukaryota; Viridiplantae; Streptophyta; Magnoliopsida; Solanales; Solanaceae
Product: aluminum-activated malate transporter 9
Biological process (GO): malate transport
Source: RefSeq, a predicted model, not a curated record
CCAUUGUCCCCUCCGCAUAUCCACCAUACUUUUCUCUCCGAUUAAUCGGAAAAUCCCCUCGUAAAACACUCUGCUUCUCCCUUUCUUUAAGAAAAUACUGAUUUUCUUUUAUUUUAUUUUAGGUGAUAUUGGAAUAGGUUUUCAAUUUUGCAUCAGUUAAUUUAUAGCAAGAGUAUGCAACGAAUCCUCCUCUAAAACCUUAGCAGCCAUGGGAGAGAGAACCCACAAGAAAAAAUCCAUAGACUCCCACCCAUUUUUAUUAAUUCUUUCUUUUUCAACUUGAAGAAGAAUCUAAACUAUUUCACAGGUUGGAUUUUUGAGCAAAACUUCAUCGCCGACCAGAAAAAGACGAAAAAGAAGAGGGUUUCGCUGAUAAAUCCAUGGCGUUGGAGAAAAACACGGGUGAAGAUGUUAAAUCCAAAGAUUGAUACUCUUUUAUUCCUAUUUGGAUCUACUAGACUGUUUGAAUGUGAGUUUAUUGUGGGAACAAAACAAUAAGCAGGGUUGGAGACGAAGGGGUUAUGACCCAAUUAAAAAAAUUAAAUAAAAUUUUAACACAUGGCACUUUAAUAAAUAAUCUGAUAGCAAAAAAUCAAAUUUCAUGCGUUUCUUUUGGAUGUAAAUAUGCUAACCAAAAAUGAUGUGUACUCGAUACACUUUAGAAAGGUUGCAUGUAAUAUUAUUAUUGUCCACGAAAAGGUUGCAAGAGUUAUUUGAGUAUACGUGUGGCUGGUACUUAUGUAUUUCGGCCUCUUGAAACUGUCAACACCUAACAAUUCUUUUUCAUUCUCUGCACAACUCGUUAGUUUUGUUCACUUCUAUGCCUAUAUUAUCGAAAUACACUGCGUAAGCAAGAGUGAUUCGAAAAUGGCAAGGAAAUUAGGGUCGUUUAGGAAGAGUUUCGAAGAGAAAAGAGAAAGAGAAAGACCUUUUUCCUCAUGCAACGGUGAUUACACUGAGUUACCUGGUUUCAAGCACACUCUUGAUUACCCUGAAAAUCUAGGGUGUUUUUCGUAUUUUCGUGAAAAGUUUAGAGAGGUAUGGAAGGAUUGGAGCAGCGUAGCCGUGAAGGCGAUGGAGAUGGGUCGAUCCGACCCGAGAAAGAUUGUAUUCUCAGCAAAGAUGGGUUUGGCUUUAAUGCUCAUAUCUUUGUUAAUUUUCUUUAAGGAACCGGUUGAAGAGCUCAGUAGAUACUCUGUUUGGGCUAUUCUUACUGUCGUCGUCGUUUUUGAGUUCAGCAUAGGAGCCACUCUGAGCAAAGGAUUUAAUCGUGGACUCGGGACACUGUCAGCUGGAGGUCUUGCUCUUGGAAUGGCUGAAUUGUCUCAGUUGGCCGGAGACUGGGAAGAAGUUGUUAUAGUCAUUGGUAUAUUCAUAACAGGUUUUUUUAUUACUUAUGCAAAACAGUACCCUCCAAUGAAGCCCUAUGAAUAUGGUUUCCGAGUAUUCUUGAUAACGUAUUGUUUCAUCAUGGUAUCUGGUUAUCACACUAGAGAAUUUGUUCAUACAGCUGUAAGUCGAUUUCUGCUAAUUGCACUUGGUGCUGGUGUUUCUUUAGCUGUUAACAUAUGUGUCUAUCCCAUCUGGGCUGGUGAGGAUCUUCACAAUCUAGUGGCGAAGAAUUUCAUCAGUGUAGCUACUUCACUGGAAGGUUGUAUCAGUAAAUAUCUGAACUGUGUCGAAUAUAAGAGGAUCCCUUCAAAAAUUCUUACUUACCAAGCUGAUGAUGAUCCAGUUUACAAUGGCUACAGAUCAGCAGUAGAAUCUACUAGCCAAGAGGAAGCUCUGGUAGCAUUUGCAAUCUGGGAGCCACCCCAUGGUCCUUAUAAGAUGAUUAAAUAUCCUUGGAAAAACUAUGUCAAAGUUAGCGGUGCAUUAAGGUAUUGUGCAUUCAUGGUUAUGGCACUGCAUGGCUGUGUACUAUCUGAAAUACAGGCUCCUGCUGAAAGAAGACAGGUUUUCCGUAAUGAGCUUCAGAGAGUAGGUACAGCAGGUGCCAAAGUGUUGAGAGAACUUGGGGAAAAAGUGAAAAAGAUGGAGAAGUUGGGGUCAGUAGACAUUCUCUAUGAAGUGCAUGAAGCAGCAGAAGAGUUGCAAAGAAAGGUGGAUCGGAAGUCUUAUCUUUUCGUCAAUGCAGAGAACUGGGAAAUCGGAUCACGACCCAUAGUGGUGGAUAUUCCACAGGAGCUUGGAAGCAUGGAUGAUGACAGAAAUUCUUUUCAACAUCACAGAUCUCAGAGUGAAACAGUAAUCGACAUUGACUCCAUCAAUAUCUCAAGGAGUUGGGAUAAUAGGACUUUUAAUGUGGCUAAUAAUAACAACCAAACUGCAGGAGUGACCCCAGAAAAUGGGGUGGAGAAACCAAAAAUGCGGACGGCACACACACUGCCUAAAGCUAAUGAUGUACUUAAGGAGGUGGAGGAGGAGGAGAAAGAAGAAGAAGAAUCAAAGACGUAUGAAAGUGCCAGUGCUUUGUCUUUAGCAACGUUCACCUCCCUUCUCAUAGAAUUUGUUGCAAGACUUCAAAACGUAGUAGACUCAUUCGAAGAAUUAAGUGAGAAAGCAAACUUUAAGGAACCGGUGGAUUUGUCUGAAGCAUCGGGGAGAGUUGGCUUGUGGUCCAGGUUGAGAGGAUAUAUGAAGUUCUCGAAAAGAGAGAGCGAUUUACUAGUUUAGAAAUCAAAUCCUUCUUGUCCAUGCAAAGACAGAAGAGCAUUGAAACUAUUACAUGAGGAGAUCUUGUAGCAGUUUCCACAACUGGGAACUCGAAUCGGCUCUGAAAAGGCAACACAUACUAUAUCCUGAUUUUGAAACUCUCGAACUUCUGAUGAGAAGUCUGUCUUAACCUUCUUGUGGAUGACCAUUGACGUACGCGAUGAUAGUUGGUCAAAUAUUGUUGACAGAUCAAUGACCAACAACUCUUUUUUGGGGUUUUGCUUAGAGAAGUCCUUAUUCCUGCAUGUUAGUUUUCAUUAGCUAUAAAUAUAUUGACAUAGAAUUUUGGCCAAGUAUACUGAGUUCUAAUGGUUUACGGUCUAACGGUUAAUGUAGGCAGCACAAAUGUAUAUUGAAAUACACUGCAAAAGUAUAUUAUUUUAGUUUAUGAUGUAGCUAUUGAGGUGCUUUUCCAAA